CUCAGUUUAUUAUUUGAUCUCAGCAGGAAUUAUUGAUACAAGGUCCGGGUCAAAGACUAGAUGGACUCGAGAAAAUCAAUAGAAGAUCAAUUCUCCAAGCUACAUCCAUCCCUGCCUGUGAGCACAAGAAUUGGGAUAGUGGGAGGUGGUCCAAGUGGCUUGUCAGCUGCUUAUGCACUCGCUAAGCUUGGUUACAGUAAUGUAACCGUGUUGGAGAAGUAUCAAACUGUUGGGGGCAUGUGUGAAUCAGCAGAGAUUGAAGGAAAUAUAUAUGAUCUGGGUGGCCAAGUUCUUGCUGCAAAUAGUGCCCCUGUUAUCUUUCACUGGGCAAAAGAAAUUGGGUCAGAACUAGAAGAAAUGGACUCCCACAAACUCACCCUUAUUGAUAGUUCUACAGGGAAGCAUAAGGACAUAAAAGUUGCAGAUGAUUAUGUAUCUGUAAUCUCACUGACUUUGGAACUCCAGGAUAAGGCAAAGGAUUCAGGUCGAAUUGGGGUCCAUGCUGUAAGUGAAAUCGCUUCAGAUUUGACUCCUGAGUUUCUUGAGGCUCGUGGAUUUAAAUCUGUUCCCAAGUCUGUGGCUUGUGGAUACACUGCUUCUGGGUAUGGGUUUGUCCAAGACAUGCCUUAUGCUUACAUUCAUGAGUUCACCCGGACUUCCAUGGCUGGAAAAAUUCGACGUUUUAAAGGUGGAUACAUGAACUUCUGGAAGAAGCUCAGUGAAAUGCUGCCGAUAGAAGUUCGUUGCAACACUGAAGUAUUGGCAGUCAGACGCAGCUCUGCUGGCGUUAGUGUUGAUGUGAAAAAUUCUAAUGGAGAAGUCGAAGUUAUAGAGUUUGAUGAGAUCAUCAUCUCUGGAUCCUUUCCUUUCAAGAAUGGAAAAACUUACAGAGCACCCCCUUCAAGUUCAGCAGAACCUGAGACUGGGGUAAUGGAUAUGAAUGAGCUUGAAAAGAAGUUAUUCAGUAAAGUACAAACAAUUGAUUACUAUACAACCGUUUUGAAGAUUAAAGGGCUGGAGCAUAUCCCAGUGGGAUUCUAUUAUUUUGAGGAAUUCAUGGACGAUCCUGCAACUAUUGGACAUCCAGUUGCAAUGCAGAGAUUCUACAACAACACUGAUGUUUUCUUGUUCUGGUCUUAUGGCAAUUCUGUUGAUAUUAAGGGACCAACUGUUACUGAGCUCGCAAUCAACACUGCUAAAAAUAUGGGAGGUGAAAUUGAGGAGGUGGUUUUACAACGAAGAUUCAAGUAUUUUCCUCACAUCAGCAGUCAAGAUAUGAAGGAAGGAUUUUAUGAGAAAGUGGAAUCUGAACUUCAAGGCAUGAGGAACACUUACUAUGUAGGUGGCCUUAUGGCAUUUGAGCUCACAGAAAGAAACGCAUCCUAUGCCGUGGCUCUAGUCUGCAAGCACUUUGCAAAUGACACUCCUUCACCAACAUUUCCAUAUGUUAAGAGGUUGUUUCCAUUGCAAUCAGAUGGGUGGGGUGGGAAUCCCAAAAUAUUAGAUGAAUUCCCAGGAGUGAAGUUCCCCGAUAUUGCUUCCCUUGAUGGCUAUUUGAAGCACUGGGGGACUCAUGAAGUCAUCCAAAAUAAAACACUCUAUACCUGGAUUAAUGAAGAAGGGGUAGUGGUGAGCCAGAGGACUUACAGAGAACUUCAUGCAAAUGCUUCUUGCAUUGCUCAUAACCUCUUGUUAAACCAGAAACCAUUGUUCAAGCCUGGUGACAGGGUUCUCCUGGUCUACAUUCCAGGUCUGGAUUUCAUUGACGCCUUCUUUGGGUGCCUAAGGGCAAAACUCUUACCAGUUCCAGUUCUUCCUCCGGAUCCACUGCAAAGAGGUGGACAGGCACUUCUGAAGAUUGAAAAUAUUGCCAAAUCAUGCAAUGCAUUGGCCAUUCUAUCGACCAUUAGGUAUCAUGCAGGUGUCUGUGCAGGUUCUGUGAAGAGUUUGAUCUCAUUUACAGGAAAAAAUGGGAAAAACUCAGCUCGCUGGCCUAAUCUUCCAUGGUUACAUACAGAUUCUUGGAUCAAGUAUUCCAGAAACUUGCUUCAGGAAGAUAUUGCUGAUCAAUCUGAACCACAGCCAGAUGAUCUUUGUUUUCUGCAGUUCACCUCAGGGUCCACUGGUGAUGCUAAAGGAGUGAUGAUAACUCAUGGUGGGCUUAUUCAUAAUGUGAAGUUGAUGCGGAGGAGAUACAAGAGCACCUCAAAGACAGUACUCGUGAGCUGGCUUCCUCAAUACCAUGACAUGGGGCUGAUUGGAGGACUUUUCUCUGCACUAGUUAGUGGUGGAUCUGCAGUUUUAUUUUCUCCAAUGUCCUUCAUCAAGAACCCCCUCUUAUGGCUUCAGACCAUGAGCAAGUUCCAGGCCACUCACAGCGCUGGCCCCAACUUUGCUUUUGAACUUGUGGUUCGAAGAUUGGAGUCAGGCAAGGAUACAGUUCACAAUUAUAAUCUCUCUUCCAUGAUUUUCCUCAUGGUUGCUGCAGAACCAGUGAGGCAGAAUACACUGAAAAGAUUUGUGAAGCUUACCAGCCCCUUUGGCCUUUGUGAAGAGGUAUUGGCUCCUGGUUAUGGCUUGGCAGAAAAUUGUGUGUUUGUAAGUUGUGCAUAUGGAGAAGGGAAGCCCAUCUUGGUAGAUUGGCAGGAAAGAGUUUGUUGUGGUUAUGUGGAUACAGAGAAUGCCGAUGUUGACAUCAGAGUAGUUGAUCCCGAGACUGGUGAAGAGCAAGAGGAAGUUGGAAAGGAAGGAGAGAUCUGGAUUAGUAGUCCAAGUGCUGGAGUUGGGUACUGGGGCAGGGAAGAACUAAGUGGGAAAACUUUCAGAAAUGAGCUUCAGAAUCACCCUGGUAGGAGAUACACUAGAACUGGAGAUUUGGGACGAAUCAUUGACGGGAAAUUGUUCAUAACUGGAAGGAUCAAGGAUCUUAUUAUUGUAGCUGGAAGAAACAUUUAUGCAGCAGAUGUAGAAAAGACUGUUGAGAGCUCAUCAGAACUUCUUCGCCCAGGGUGCUGUGCUGUAAUUGGUGUUCCAGAGGAAAUCUUAUCACAAAAGGGGAUUUCAUUGCCGGAUCAUUCUGAUCAGGUUGGCUUGGUCGUGAUUGCAGAGGUCAGAGAUGGUAAACAUGUUGGUAAAGAUGUUAUUGAACAAAUUCAAGCACAUGUUGCAGAAGAACAUGGGGUUACUGUUGCUUCCAUCAAGCUGAUCAAACCCAAAACCAUCAGUAAAACCACUUCAGGGAAAAUAAAGAGGUUUGAUUGCAUCAGACAGUUCUCUGAUGGAACACUGAGUUUAGUUCCGGAGCCUAUAUUGUCAAAAAAAGUAUUGCAUCGGUCUUUCACAACAGGAACAUGUAGGGAGGGAAAUACACCUCGACCUGAGCUCAAUAAAUAUCCUCUAACAAAUCCUAGGUUGAGUAAAGAAGAUAUUGUUGAGUUCCUGAAGGGUUUGGUUUCUGAGCAGACAGGAAUUCCUAUAAAGAACAUCUUUGCCUCUGAGAGCCUAUCCUCUUAUGGGAUUGAUUCAAUUGGAGUAGUGAGAGCAGCUCAAAAACUUUCAGACUUCCUUGGAGUUCCAGUUGGGGCAGUUGAUAUGUUCACAGCAACCUGCAUCGCAGACUUGGCAAAUUUCUCAGAGAAUCUUGUAAGGAAGUCUCACCAUCAAUACAUGACCGCUCCAUCCUAUGUUCCAGAACCUGAGACUGACUUGUCUGAGUUGGUGAUGGAAAUUGCACCAUCUCACAAAUUGGGCAUUUGGUUUUUCCAACUUCUGGCCCUCAUCUACAUUUCUGUGUUGCUGAUCAUUCCUGCAUAUCUAUCGGUUUCUGCUUUUAUAAGUCUGCUCUCUACCUGCUGCAACCUUAUAGAUGGAACUUCUUGGUUGGAUUAUUUGAUUUCUUUGGCUUUUGCUCCACUUGCAUGGCUACUUUGCAUAUUCUCCACCUGCAUAUGUAUUGCCUACUUGGGGAAUUCAUUCCUUCAACCGAACUAUGCCCUGACCCCAGAAAUUUCUAUCUGGUCAAAGGAUUUUGUUAAGUGGUGGGGACUUUACAAGGUCCAAGAAGUUGCUUCAAAAGUUCUAGCAGUGCAUUUGAGAGGAACAGUGUUCCUGAAAUGCUGGUUUGAGAUGCUAGGAGCCAGAAUUGGAUCGUCUGUUUUGCUUGAUACCAUUGACAUCACAGACCCAUCUCUGGUUUCAAUUGGGGAUGGAGCUGUUAUUGCAGAAGGAGCACUGAUCCAAAGCCAUGAGGUGAAAAAUGGAAUCUUGAGUUUCCUACCAAUCAGAAUUGGACAAAAUUGUUCUGUUGGUCCUUAUGCUCUGAUCCAGAAAGGAAGUGUUUUGGCAGAAGGAGCUGAAGUACAGGCCUCACAAAAGAGUGAAGGAGGGACAUCUGUAUUCCAAUCUAACAAGGCUAAUAAUGUUCCAAAGGGUUCAGUGCUUCCAAAAGAUUCCAGAAAUGCUCAGAUUGAGGCCAUUUACCACUUCUUGGGAAUUUACAUGGUUGGUUUCCUCAGCUCUCUCGCAGCAGCUCUCUUCUACUUCCUCUACCUUUGGCUGUCUAGAAGUCCCCCAUCCUUUCAACACUUUACUUUUCUUUGCAUCUCUGGAGCCUUUCACUGGUUUCCCUUCACCAUUAUUGCAUAUACUACCAUGUUUUCAAGUGCCUCCUUGAGCCCACCUUACUUUGCCAUCUCAGUUGCUGUUGCUUAUCUAGCUCAUGGCUUGAUACUUAGCUUUCUCACCUGCACCAUGACACGCUUCCUUGCUAGAAAACCCGAUACAAAGCAGAGCCACAUGAAAACCUGGCUCAGACACCGAAUUAUGAUUGCCUGCCAUCUUAGAUUUGCCAAACUCCUUUCUGGAACAGAAGCCCUCUGCAUUUACUUGCGGCUUUUGGGUGCAAAAAUUGGCAGUCAUUGCUCCAUCAGAGCCAUCAACCCUGUUUCAGAACCAGAAUUGAUUUCAAUUGGUGCUGGUGUCCAUAUGGGUGACUUCAGCCGAAUCAUUCCUGGUUUCUACUCAUCCAGUGGUUUUACUUGUGGGCAAAUUAAGGUCGAGGAUAAUUCGGUAGUUGGGAGUCAAAGCUUAGUCCUCCCUGGCUCUGUCCUUCAAAAAGAUGUCAUUCUUGGUGCACUUUCAGUUGCUCCAAUGAAUUCAGUUCUCCAAAGGGGUGGUGUUUAUAUUGGCUCUCAAACCCCAGUCAUGAUCAAGAACACACUGCAUGCUUUGGAUCAGAGAAUAGAGGAGAUGGAUGUGAAAUAUAAGAGAAUAGUGGGAAACCUUGCUGCAAAUUUGGCUGUUACAACGAUGAAGGUUAAAUCAAGAUAUUUCCAUCGAAUUGGUGUAGGUGGGAAGGGAAUCUUAAAGAUUUAUGACAAUAUUAAAGGGUUUCCAGAUCACAAGAUCUUCCAGCCAGGAAAAAGCUACCCUGUCCUAAUCCGGCACAGCAAUAGCUUGGCUGCUGAUGAUGAUGCAAGGAUUGAUGCGCGUGGUGCAGCAUUGAGAAUACUGCCAGAUGAACCUGGCAGUGACUCUCCACUCCUUGACCUGACAUUGAAAACGGGCAAUGCCUUUUAUGCCCGCACAAUUGCUGAUUUUGCAACAUGGCUUGUGUGUGGGCUUGCUGCAAGGGAGGAGCAUGUGAAGCGGAUUCCACGAGUGCGUGAUGCUGUGUGGGCUUCCCUGAGGCGAGCAGACUCAUUUGCUGAGCUGCAUUACUACUCAAACAUUUGCAGGCUCUUUCGGUUCAAGGAUGGACAGGAAAUGUAUGUGAAGCUCAAGUUAAGGCCUUAUGAUGAAAAGUUCAGUGAGGAUUCCGGUAAGAUCGAACCAAUUGGGAUCCUCCCACCAGAAACAGGUGCAAUUCCAAGGGAUGAUACCGACACACGCCCAUUGCUCUUCCUUGCUGAAGAUUUCCAGCAACGUGUGAAUUCUGCUGGUGGGGUUCGCUAUGUUUUCCAGAUGCAAUUCCAGCCAGUUCCAGGUGAUGAAGCCACCUGUGACAGUGCCCUUGACUGCACCAAACCGUGGGACGAGAAUGAAUUCCCACAUAUCGAUGUUGGGGAAAUAAUUGUUGAUCAGAUGCUUACCAGAGAAGAAUCUGAGCAGCUGGAGUUUAAUCCAUUUCUACAGUGCCAUGAAGUGGAUGUCAUCCGGGCUUCAUCAUCUUCCCAGAGUGCUUCAAUUGACCAUGGCCGUUCAUUGAUAUAUGAGAUUUGCCAGCAUUUAAGAAACAGGGAACCACUCCCCGAAGCCUGGAGGAUCUUCCUAGAGCAAUCUGAUUUUAAAGUAGACCUUUCUGGCUGUCCCAUGGCAGCAGCAUUGCAGAAAAAAGAUGUCCAAAAUGUGACCCUCUCAAGGACUUGGUACCAGACCUUAUGGGUUAUUUUUGCUCAACCAUUGCUGCAAACGGUUUUGCCUUAUUUCAUCAUGGGGCUAGUAGUCUUUGCUCCUCUAAACUGGGUCUUUUACUGGAAGAACACCAAGAAACUCCCACUUCACUGGUUGCUUCCUUUCUUUUGGCUAUCUUCAGGGACUUUGGCUGCCUUGGUUUGCAUAGUGGCCAAAUGGGGUUUGGUCGGAAAGAAAAAAGAAGGCGAAACUGCACUGAUUUGGAGUAGAAGUGUCUUCAUGGACACUAUAUGGCAAGCCUUUAGGACACUGGUAGGGGAGUAUUUCAUGGAAAUGAUAACUGGGUCUUUUUUGUUUGCUCUGUGGAUGAGGCUCAUGGGAUCGAAUAUUGAGCUGAAUGAAGGGGCUUAUGUGGAUAGCAUGGGAGCCGUGUUGAAUCCUGAGAUGGUAGAGAUUGAGAGAGGUGGAUGUGUGGGAAGAGAAGCUCUUCUGUUUGGGCACAUAUAUGAAGGUGAAGGUGGGAAAGUGAAGUUUGGGAAGAUCAGCAUUGGGGAAGGUGGUUUUGUAGGGAGUAGAGCUGUGGUCAUGCCUGGGGUGAGAGUGGAGACUGGAGGCAGCCUCAGUGAUCUCUCCCUUGCCAUGAAGGGAGAAAUUGUGAAGCCUAGGUAAAGAGUUCUUGAUGCCUAUAUACAUAUAUACUUUGUAAUGUUACAUGCCUAGCUGGUCGUAUAAAUAAGACAUCCGCGUCAAGGUUUUGAUACAACCCUAAUAAAAUCACUUCUCACAUCUUAAGCUAGAAAUUCCAAGAUUUUGAUGUAAACCUAAUUGCACUUGAGAAUUAAUUGCCCAAUUAAUAUUAGUAGAGAUUGAAACUUAA
This is a messenger RNA of Vitis vinifera (wine grape), 7228 nucleotides long. RefSeq lists its product as uncharacterized. The coding region runs from base 61 to 7020 and encodes 2319 amino acids. The transcript is spliced from 7 exons. The record is from RefSeq and is a predicted model, not a curated record. Gene Ontology annotation, molecular function: oxidoreductase activity; heme binding. Gene Ontology annotation, biological process: lipid biosynthetic process. NCBI's taxonomy places the organism in Eukaryota, Viridiplantae, Streptophyta, Magnoliopsida, Vitales, Vitaceae.